This is a messenger RNA of Nicrophorus vespilloides, 926 nucleotides long. RefSeq lists its product as uncharacterized. Bases 120 to 926 code for a protein of 268 amino acids. The record is from RefSeq and is a predicted model, not a curated record. The transcript has a single exon. Lineage: Eukaryota; Metazoa; Arthropoda; Insecta; Coleoptera; Silphidae.
AAUGAGGACUAUACCAGAUAUUUAAACAUCAAAUAUAUAUUUCGUUUGUUUCGAAUUUAAAAUUUAGAUGACAGUCCAUCUAGCGGCCAUAUUGAAACGUUUAGUGAAAUUGUUAAACAAUGUGCUCAUCUUUUGCGAUGGACAGCGAAUCGAUCGUGUACAAGGACUACUUCAACCUGUGGUUCGGCGAGUUGGGAGGAUCCGAGGUCUACAAGGAGCCGAUCCUCAGCGACUUCACCCUGGACAAAGUAAAGUUGUUCUGCUACAGUUUGCAGCAGGACACUCACGUCUUCCUGAUGGCCGUCGACGUUCUGGAAAGGUACAUCUCGACCAAGAAUCUCCUGGGACUUGAAAUAGAGGACCCUUUGCUCUACAUCAUCACCAUCAUCUACCUGACCGGAAAGCAAACCGGUGACCUAUCCGGUUUCAAGACGGAAACUCUGAUAGAUCUGUACGUGAAGCUGACUCAGCGCCUGCUGACAAAUGGCCAGAUCAAGACUGCAGAAAUCGAUAUUCUGAUGACGCUCGACCACACGCUGCCUCUGCACACGAAGAUCGAUGAUAUGAAUCUGUUCCUGCAGUACUACCAAAUACCUGAUCUCGAUGUGGAUUUUCAACCGCUUUGCGAAGAAAUCCUUAACUUUUACGUCGUCAACAGUUUGAGAAUCUUCAAUAGAAUCAAACUGAAUUACAUGAAGAAACAGGAAGCUCUCAACGCGUUCGUAGACAUAUACAGCAAACGUUUAUAUUUACCCAUAGGAAUAUUCCUGAGCGCCAUAAAAAUGUCCUCAAGACUAAGGACAAUUUUGCAUUAUAAAACCAUCGUUUUGGAACUGAGCGAACUCAGCUUCAUACACGAAGAUCAUCUCAACAUUCUCGCCAAAGAGAUUUACAAUUCUCGCAAAGAAUUACACAAACAAUUGUAA